AUGGCAAUCGAGGUCUUUGCUUUUUCAGACAUCAUGCAACCCAAGGCGAAAUCGGACAUUCUGGUCGGUAUUAUCUUACCCCUAUCCAUCGGCCUCUGUCUGCGUUGCGCCACAAUGCUGCACCCCUAUUCCGGUGCUGGCUCACCGCCGAUGUUUGGCGACUUUGAAGCCCAACGUCACUGGAUGGAAAUAACUGUAAAUCUUCCCGCACGCAGUUGGUACUUCAACUCCUCAGAAAAUGAUCUCAACUACUGGGGUCUGGAUUAUCCCCCGCUGACGGCCUACCACAGCUACCUUCUUGGAAGCAUUGCUCAGAAGGUGAACGCCUCCUGGGUGGAGUUGUAUGCCUCAAGAGGGCUGGAAACCGCCGAACAUAAGGUUUUUAUGCGCUACACCGUUCUCCUCUCUGAACUCCUAACCUACACCCCAGCUGUCAUCUACUUCGUCUGUACUGCUGUCAAGCACCUCACGAUGACGCCCUGCGUCGGUCCAGGUGUCCUUUCGCUCCUCAUGUUUUCAUAUCCCGGCUUGAUACUGAUAGAUCAUGGUCACUUUCAGUACAAUUGUGUGAGCCUUGGUCUUUUUCUCUCGGCCUUCGGUCUCUUCUGCAGCGAUCACAGUGUCCUUGGCACCAUCUCCUUCUGCCUGGCCUUGGCCUACAAGCAAAUGGAAUUAUAUCAUGCUCUGCCCUUUUUCUGCUUCCUUCUCGGCCGUUGUCUUUGUCAGACACCGAGGCGUGCCGCUCUUCAGUUCUUCUACCUGGCUGCUACGGUUUGCACCACUUUUGGUCUGGUAUUGCUUCCCUUCCUGUCCUCGAGGGAGCAGUUGGCGCAGAUUGGCUAUCGCUUGUUUCCCCUUGCUCGCGGCCUCUUUGAGGAUAAGGUAGCAAACUUUUGGUGCAUUUCUUCCCUGCUGAUAAAGUGGCGGACCCUCCUCUCCACCCAGGCCAUUCUUGUCGCCUGCACGCUCCUCACUCUCCUCGCCGCCUUACCCGCCUGCGUCAACCUCCUCCGGCGUCCGACCAAACCUCGCCUGGCGCAUGCCCAAGUUGUCGUCUCGCUGGCCUUCUUCCUGUUCUCCUACCAGGUUCACGAGAAGUCCAUCCUCUUGUGUGCUGUUCCGGUGCUCUGUAUGUUCCCCCUCACUCCCAUAGCCUCCUUCUACUUUUGUGUGGUCUCUACCCUCAGUCUUUGGCCCCUCCUUCUUAAGGACGGUCUUGCUCACGCCUGCAUUGUUUUGUCCGUGUGCUUUUAUGCUUUAGGAUUGGCUUUUAUCCACUUCAACCCCUCUGGUAGGGACCCACUUGCCUUGCCGGCCUUUUGGCCUCUGAAUGUGUCCAUGGUAAUCUACUUUGGCCUAUUUGGCCUCCAGGCGAUAGUCAGCCCUCCCGCCAGUUAUCCUUUCAUUUUCUCGCUAGCUGUUAACGCAGUCAGUUUUGGCCACUUUGUUGGGUUCUUUUGCUUUUGGUACUGGUGUCUUUUUCGAUUACCGAGAUCUUCUUGA
Spirometra erinaceieuropaei is the source of this 1503-nucleotide messenger RNA. NCBI's taxonomy places the organism in Eukaryota, Metazoa, Platyhelminthes, Cestoda, Diphyllobothriidea, Diphyllobothriidae. The record is from the annotation of a GenBank genome assembly.